UAAGAAACUUUCAUGCAAUGAACGGUCAGAUUCCCGUCGUGAAAAAGGGCUAUUAGUUCAGUAUAAAAUUCAGUUCGUCACAUGCAUAUCAAAGAUCACCAUUAACUCCAAAAUCUAGAAAUAGAUCUCCUAGCUUCUCUACUAGUUUUCGCACCUUGCCAGCGGGUUAGCUCAAGCUUCAAUAUUCUAUCACCUGGCAAUGGCCAAACCGAAAAACUCCAAAACAACCAAGGAAGUCCAACAGAAUCAAAACUACCAUCCCCUGAAAACAGAAAAACCACCUUCAUGGUUAGUUGUAAGAGGCCUUUUUAGCUGCAAGCAUCUCCAAGCACAGCAGCAGCAGCCAGAACAAAAGCAACCACAGCAACAAAAGCAAGAUCAGCUGCAGCAACCGAAGAAGGAGAAAAAACAAAACCAACGUCAAGACCGGUCAGCGGAGGAAACAAGCAAGAAAUGCAAGAAAAUGAGGUGUUCAGGCUCAAUAUGCAACAACACAAAGGUCAUGCACAGGCCUGAAACAACCUCCCCUGAAGUCCAAAGGAAAGGGGCUUCAACGGGCUCAGCUGGUAAAAAUGACACUUCAAGUAGACCCAUGAAAGCUCCUUUACAUGAACUCAAUGGGGUUGUUUCCUCUACCAAUUCUUCACUUUCUGCAUCUUCUAAUUUCAGAGGAAUGUCAUUUAGUAGAUUCUCUGGUUGCUCUGAAUGUAGAAUGGUAGUGGAUCCUGUUUUUGGAAUAGCCAGAGACCAUUCGUUGUGGGGUAGCAUUUGUUCUUGCCCUGAAUGUGGUGAGAUUUUCACGAAAGCUGAAAGUCUAGAGCUUCAUCAGGCUGUUAGACAUGCAGUAUCUGAACUGAGUCCGGAGGAUACAAGCAAGAACAUAGUAGAAAUCAUAUUCCACUCAAGCUGGCUAAAGAAACAGGCUCCCAUUUGCAAAAUAGAUCGCAUCCUCAAAGUCCAUAAUACCCAGAGAACCAUCUCUAAGUUUGAAGAGUACAGAGACUCCAUCAAAGCCAAGGCCACCAAGCUUCCCAAGAAACAGCCACGUUGCAUAGCAGACGGCAAUGAGCUCCUCAGGUUUCACUGCACCACCUUUGCGUGCUCAGUAGGCCUCAAUGGAUCAUCUAGUUUGUGCAUUUCAGUUCCAAACUGUAAGGUAUGUAGCAUCAUCAAGAAUGGCUUCAAAGAUCCCACCGGUGGAGAUGAUAAUGGACAUGGGAUUUUGACAACAGCGACAAGUGGAAAGGCACAUGACAAAGCCACAACAUUAGAGGAUGGGAAUGGUGAUAGCGAAAAGAGGGCAAUGCUGGGUUGCAGGGUGAUUGCUGGCAGGGUUAAGAAGAGCAUGGAGGGAAAUAUUGAGGAUUAUGACUCAGUAGCAGCUGGCAUGGAGGUUUACUCUAAUCUGGACGAGUUGUAUGUGUUUAACCCCAGGGCAAUUUUGCCUUGUUUUGUUGUUAUCUAUAGAGGGUUUUAAUAUGGCAUAACCCGUAACUAGUAGCAUCUUGUAUUGAAUUAAUUAGGGUAGUAUUUUCUGUUCUGUUCAGUUGGUUAUGUCCAUGAAACUCGAUAAUGAUAUUUCCUUUUUUAUGGGAUUUUGGCAUUUUGCAACGCAC
This is a messenger RNA of Populus euphratica (Euphrates poplar), 1616 nucleotides long. RefSeq lists its product as uncharacterized. The record is from RefSeq and is a predicted model, not a curated record. NCBI's taxonomy places the organism in Eukaryota, Viridiplantae, Streptophyta, Magnoliopsida, Malpighiales, Salicaceae. The transcript has 2 exons. Bases 200 to 1477 code for a protein of 425 amino acids.